Molecule: messenger RNA, 931 nt
Organism: Vitis vinifera (wine grape)
Lineage: Eukaryota; Viridiplantae; Streptophyta; Magnoliopsida; Vitales; Vitaceae
Exons: 4
Coding region: 108-851 (247 amino acids)
Source: RefSeq, a predicted model, not a curated record
UUGGUUAAUCGGCGGAGCAAGAUGAAACAGAAAAAAAUAAGGCUCCUGCAGUUGAUGACCUAGUUGAGCCAGAUGAGAAUGAAGACUUUGAUGUUAUUUGUGCUCGCAUGGAGGCAACACAACGUCAAAUCACCGAUGCACAAAGUCAUCUUAAUAGUCUUAUUGCAUCAUACAACCGUGACGUGAAAGUGUUGAGGACUCGUUUCACCUCUUCACACUAUUGCACAGAUGAAGGCCAACCGUCAAAUUUUCAUGAACAUGUUAAUGAAAGUGGUGCACCAUUUUAUACAAAUAAUCCACAGCAUUCACCUAUUCAUUCUGGUGGUCAAAGAAGAUCUUCUGAAGAUGACCUUGGAUGUACAAAUGAAGGGGUGUCAGAAAGACCCAACGUAGAAGAUGGUGUGUUCUUUUCAAACGAGGAUCCCCUUCACCCUGGGCCACACAAUAUGUUGGUGUUAGUGCAAUCGUGCAUGAACACCAAUGUGGAUGUAGCACCACAAGCCUCAGAAGAAAUACGACCACGAAGAGUAAAAAUGAAAGUACAUCGUCAUAGGCAACGAGCAGCUGCGUGCAAGUCACCUUUUGUACAAUUAUGUGUAUCAAAAUAUAAAAGGUUGACGGAGGAAGAGACACAUGUUGCCGACUAUGUGUUUGAUGAGUCAAAAGAUCCUAGUGAGAUGCUUUGUGCAUAUGGUGGCUAUGGCGUGACACGGGAACAACUUCAAUGCUUAGUAGGGGAGAGCUUCAUUGAUAUUCCGGAAAUAUGUGGUUCAAUGAGCAAGUCUACCUCAAAAUCAACACUCAAGAAAAUAUUAGGUAGCUAUUGUGUUAAUCUUGAAUGUUGCAACUAGGUAAUGCUUGACUAUUGUAUUGAUUACAUAGAUUGAUGACAAUUUUUUAAUAAUUUUGAAUUUAUAUUUCAAAUAUUUAA